AUGUCGCGCGCUUCAUGUAUACUGUGGGUGUCUGAACAGACUGCUGCCACAUAUAACAACAGGCCAGGCCAUGGAGGCGCCAAGGUCCCCAAUGCGUCAACAACAGCAGAGAGUCUAGAAGAAGACCUAUCCGGGACAGGCGGUGAUGUCCCGAAUGUGAGGCGGACACUGCACGCGCCCCGGGGACGCGGCGUUCCGCCACAUCACUCAGCUCUCGCCUAUGCUCAGGGCAACCCGCGUAAAGAUGCCGAAAUCAGUUUGCGUCGUGCUGGACCGGCUGGUCUCCUUGCAGCCAAGAACCUUCUGUGCAACGCCCCAAAGGAUAGCUUCACCGUCACCGUGUUCGACCUUCAUGGUGGCAUUGGCGGGCUGUGGCCAACCUCAAAGGAGGAUACGACUCGUCAGGUGCAUCCUUUGAUGAUAGCCAACCAAAGCAAACACACCAUGCAGUUCAGCGACCAUGCCUGGGAAGAUGGAGCGCCUCAGCUCCCACGGGCCUGGCAAGUUGGCCGCUAUUUGGAGCGCUACGUGUCCCGGUACUUGACUUCACAUCCACACUUCACCUUACGUCUUAACACGCGAGUCGUCCGAGCUGAGCAGACGAACGGUGAUGGCAGCGGGUGGGACGUACGACUCGAGUCGAGGGGCCAGGGCCAGACACAGUAUUUCGAUUAUCUAGUCGUUGCGUCAGGCUAUUUCGGCAAACCUGUUGUUCCCGAGUGCAUGUCCAUCUCGCCUUCAGCAACGAUCCCCGUCAUUCACAGCAGCCAAUACAGGGACUUGAAACAACUGCUUCAGACUCGUAGCUCUGCCAAGGGCAACAUUCUCAUUGUUGGGGGUCAGAUGUCUGGUGUUGAGGUUUCGGGAACCAUUGCGACACAUCUCUCGUCGGCCACAAACUCGCCCAGUGGUCCAUCAGUGCCCGAUCUCGAUCAGUGUUCAAUUCGUCACAUUAUCCAACGGCCAAUAUGGGUCUUCCCUUUACACACGACCGCCGAGGUUAGCGUCCCAGGUGGCACUUCUUUGAUGAUCCGCGCUAACCCAGGACAAAAGCCCAAAGCUGCUGCCGCGCCAUUCUUACCUCUUGACUUCUCAUCUUAUAAUCGAAACAAUAGACCGCUCCCCUUGUUCAACACGCAGGGUCACGUUGAUGUGAAAACUGCACAGGCCGUCAAUGGUAUUUUCCACAGCGCCUUGGGAACGGACCAGUCUACCUUUUCGCCUCUCCUCCACGUCGAUGAUGCGGCCAAGGCUCAGCCGCCAUACUUGGCAGUCAGCGACUGGUAUUGCGACUUCGUGAGAUCAGGGUUGAUAUCGCUGUCCAAUGGAAAGGUGGAAUCGUUCAAAGGGUCCACAGCCAGACUCGAUGAUGGAACGGAAAUCAAAGACGUCGUGGCCAUAGUCCUGGCAACAGGUUUCGAUCCAUCACCGUGCAUCAGCUAUCUUCCCACCAAUGUUUUGAAGAUACUGAACCACUCUCCACAGCACAUGGAGCAGCCACUUGCCUUGGCCUUCCACGGAACACACCAUCCAAAUGUGUCGGCAUUAGGAUUCGUUGGCUUCUACAGAUCUCCAUAUUGGGGAGUGAUGCAAAUGCAGGCCCGUUUUCUAGCAGAAUACUGGUCCACGCCCAUGGAUGCUCGCUCCGAGGCCAUGAAUUUAAAACUGAAGUCUGACAAUUCUAUUCAAAGAACACUCGAUCUACGAGAUGACCCUCGACUGUCACAAUUCCCCAUGGGCGACUACCCUUUUCUCAUGCAGGAAUUUUCCGAAGCACUUUCAAUACCAAGAGUAGAUCCGUCGCUGAGCGGCAUUCCUAUGCUCUCUUAUAACAGCCUUCCCUUGGACAUGCUCACUCCCGCAAGAUAUCCCUCGCCGUCAGAUGACGUCUCGGCAAAGACGGACGCGGAAAAGAUGCGCCAAGACACUGUACAAGUUGCCAUUGAUGGCCUUGCGACGCCCCGCUUUGUGCCGCGCGCUGUGUUCCGAAGUCUUCUGGGCACGUGGAAGCUCGAAAGAGAACUGGCAAGCAGGCUACCGACACACCCGAGCGGGCAUUUCAGCGGCACGGCCCGGUUCCUCCUGAGAGACAAGACGUCAGAUGGUCUGCAGUGUGCCCGGCAGGGCUUGGAGUCGACUGUCAGCGACGAAGGAGCAGGCCUGGAAUAUUUAUACAUCGAAGAUGGAGAAUUCAAGACUGAGCAAGGGUUCGGCUUCCGAGCAAGCAGACGAUACAUCUGGCGGUACGACGACAAUGAGGAAUCCCUCAGCGUUUGGUUUACUAAACCUGAGGAUCCCAAGCGAGCAGACUACUUGUUUCACCAGAUUGAGUUCUUGCAGCCAGAAAAAGGUCGUGAUGAGGGGUGGUCUGCAAAGGCAGGACACGUCUGUAUUGACGACUACUAUGAUGUGCAGUACAAUUUUGAGUUUGAGGCUGUCAACUUGAAGAACUGGAGCAUAGAAUACACAGUCAACGGCCCGAAAAAAGACUACUCGAUCAGGGGGGCCUACGCUCGAUAG
Metarhizium album ARSEF 1941 is the source of this 2520-nucleotide messenger RNA. RefSeq names its product Flavin monooxygenase-like protein. The record is from RefSeq and is a predicted model, not a curated record. Lineage: Eukaryota; Fungi; Ascomycota; Sordariomycetes; Hypocreales; Clavicipitaceae. Gene Ontology annotation, molecular function: NADP binding; N,N-dimethylaniline monooxygenase activity; flavin adenine dinucleotide binding. The transcript is spliced from 4 exons. The coding region runs from base 1 to 2520 and encodes 839 amino acids.